Helianthus annuus (common sunflower) is the source of this 1278-nucleotide messenger RNA. Its product is annotated as tetraspanin-3. Gene Ontology annotation, biological process: auxin-activated signaling pathway. The transcript has 3 exons. The record is from RefSeq and is a predicted model, not a curated record. The coding region runs from base 51 to 911 and encodes 286 amino acids. Lineage: Eukaryota; Viridiplantae; Streptophyta; Magnoliopsida; Asterales; Asteraceae. Gene Ontology annotation, cellular component: plasmodesma; plasma membrane.
AUUCUAAAGAGAGAAACAUAUACUUUUAGAGAGAGAGAGAGAGUAUAGUCAUGAGGACAACCAAUCAUCUAAUCGGUAUGUUGAACUUCCUCACUUUCUUGCUAUCGAUUCCGAUUCUUGGCGGCGGAAUAUGGCUGAGCACGCGCGCAAACAACACCGACUGCAUGAGGUUUCUCCAAUGGCCGGUGAUCGUUAUCGGAGUGGCAAUCAUGAUAGUUUCAAUAGCCGGGUUUGCGGGCGCGUGUUACCGGAACACUCUCCUAAUGUACCUAUACCUUUGGGUCAUGUUUCUCAUCAUUGUUGUGCUAAUCGGGUUUGUGAUAUUUGCCUAUGUGGUAACGGACAAAGGGUCGGGUCGGUCCGUCCCAAACCGGGCUUACAAGGACUAUUAUUUACCCGACUAUUCGGGUUGGUUGAAGGAUCGGGUCGCGAGUGAUGAAUAUUGGAGGAAGAUAAGUUCUUGCAUCCGUGAUUCGGGUGCUUGUAGCAACUCGGGUCGGGUCGUUGGUGGGUAUCCGGAGUCGGCUGAGAUGUAUUACUUGCGGAAGCUUAGUUCUAUUGAGUCAGGAUGUUGCAAGCCGCCAUCAGAAUGUGGGUUCACGUAUGUGAACGAAACCACAUGGAACCCGGUUAGUUCCGGUAUGAUGGUGAACAACCGUGACUGCAUCAGAUGGAGCAACGACCAAGAACAACGGUGCUACAACUGUAACUCAUGCAAGGCCGGAGUGCUAGCUAGUUUAAGGAAGAGUUGGAGAAAGGUUUCGGUUAUCAACAUUGUUGUUCUCAUCAUCCUAAUAAUUGUCUAUGUUGUUGCUUGUGCGGCUUUUAGAAACAACAGGAGGAUGGAUAACCAUGAACAAUACGGAGAGACCCGUAUGGAGAAAUCUCGGCCCAGUUGGAUACGGUUUUAAUCACACCAAGUGGAAUACUGUAACUAUGAGGUGGUGGUCUAUUGGCAAAGGCAGAGCUUUAAACACCUUAGAAAGGGAGGUCUUGGGUUCAAGUCCAACAGACGACAGGAAUAAAAGAAAUUCGCCGUUCAAAAAAAAAAGUGGAAUACUGUAAUCAUUUUCUUUGCUCGGGUUUUGGUUUUGGUUUGCGAAAGCGGCGGUGUUUGGGAUGGUUAAGAGUCGGAACACAAAACGUACAUAUGAUACGUAUAUUGUUUGGAUAUUUCUUUGUAAUGUUUCAUGCUUGUCUGAAAUUUAAAGUCUAUUUAAAAGAUUUUGUAGAUUUUGUGAAGUAACAGUCAUAAAAAAUGCCAGAUUUUAGAAGAAA